This is a messenger RNA of Apodemus sylvaticus (European woodmouse), 528 nucleotides long. RefSeq names its product adenylate cyclase activating polypeptide 1 (gene Adcyap1). NCBI's taxonomy places the organism in Eukaryota, Metazoa, Chordata, Mammalia, Rodentia, Muridae. The transcript has 4 exons. Gene Ontology annotation, molecular function: peptide hormone receptor binding; pituitary adenylate cyclase activating polypeptide activity; neuropeptide hormone activity. Gene Ontology annotation, cellular component: extracellular region; perikaryon; neuron projection. The coding region runs from base 1 to 528 and encodes 175 amino acids. Gene Ontology annotation, biological process: adenylate cyclase-activating G protein-coupled receptor signaling pathway; neuropeptide signaling pathway; neuron projection development. The record is from RefSeq and is a predicted model, not a curated record.
AUGACCAUGUGUAGCGGAGCAAGGCUGGCCCUGCUGGUCUAUGGCAUAAUAAUGCAUAGCAGUGUUUCCUGUUCACCUGCCGCCGGACUCAGCUUCCCUGGGAUCAGACCAGAAGACGAGGCUUACGACCAGGACGGAAACCCGCUGCAAGACUUCUACGACUGGGACCCUCCGGGUGUGGGAAGCCCCGCCUCCGCGCUGCGUGAUGCUUAUGCCCUUUACUACCCAGCGGACAGGAGAGAUGUCGCCCACGAAAUCCUUAACGAAGCCUACCGCAAAGUCUUGGACCAGCUGUCCGCCAGGAAGUACCUUCAGUCGGUCGUGGCCAGGGGCGUGGGGGAGAACCUAGGCGGCGGUGCGGUGGACGACCGGGCGCCCCUUACCAAACGGCACUCGGAUGGCAUCUUCACAGAUAGCUACAGCCGCUACCGAAAACAAAUGGCUGUCAAGAAAUACUUGGCGGCCGUGCUAGGGAAAAGGUAUAAACAGAGGGUUAAAAACAAAGGACGCCGAAUAGCGUACUUGUAG